AUGGAAGGAAUAUUGUCGUUAAUGGAUGCGGCGCAACAGGUUAUCGAAGAGUUGGUGCUUCAAAGCAUCAGAUUGCUUGUGAAAAAAAGGUCGUUUGUCCCUUUCACAACAAAAAAGGUAGAGAACCAAAGACAACCGAGAAUCACAACCAACAGCAAAAAACAGUUACAAAUAGUCGUCGUGUUGGGGAGUAUAUAUCAACUACUCGCAACUAACAGAAAAAGCACUGCCAGAGAGAUUUACUACACACACAAAGCCAUCUUUGACUCGCAGAAAAAAACAGACAAUGUCAUCGAAAAUAUCACACUUUUAUUAGGCUCUACUCUACAAGGUCUUCACAUAUCUAAAACACCACGAGGACUUCUUUGUGGUGACGUGGCGCUCGUUACACAGUAUUACAUCAUUGACUUUUCGACGACACAUCAACUUCCAACGGUAAGUGAACCGUUUACCCUCUGCUUUGGCAAAAAGCGAGUUUUUUUACUUAUAAUAGAAAAGGAAGCUUUUUUCGAGAGGGUUGUGCAGUCAAAGGUUCGUGAGAUGUUUCCGUGCCUCAUUUUGUGUAGUCGUGGGUUUCCUGAUAACGCAACUCUAGACUUGGCAAAAGCAAUCAGUUCGCAAAGCGGUGUAAUUCCUUGUUGUUUGGUUGACGGCGACGUUUAUGGAAUUGAAAUAUUUCUGCAGUUUCUUUGUAAUGGGUGGAAAAACCCAACACCACAAAUACCAAAUCUCCGUUGGGCACUCUUGCGACCAAGUGAAUUUAAUGGGGUGUCGAGUCUCACAAAGCGGGAACAAAAAAUAGCAGAGAACAUGCUGAAUUCGUCUGUGGUACAAAACAACGAAGAGAUCAAAAACGAGAUUAACACAAUUGCAUUUAAAAACAGAAAGGCAGAACUUGACGAGUUGGAUGACUCACAUAAAUUCAACUUGGAGAACAUCAUUAUCACGUCGUGUUUGACGCACACGUCAACCUUCAAAAUUUAG
Messenger RNA from Entamoeba invadens IP1, 984 nucleotides. Its product is annotated as meiotic recombination protein SPO11, putative. The transcript has a single exon. The record is from RefSeq and is a predicted model, not a curated record. Gene Ontology annotation, molecular function: DNA topoisomerase type II (double strand cut, ATP-hydrolyzing) activity; DNA binding; ATP binding. Gene Ontology annotation, biological process: meiotic DNA double-strand break processing; meiotic DNA double-strand break formation; reciprocal meiotic recombination. Gene Ontology annotation, cellular component: nuclear chromosome. Lineage: Eukaryota; Evosea; Mastigamoebida; Endamoebidae. The coding region runs from base 1 to 984 and encodes 327 amino acids.